Molecule: messenger RNA, 612 nt
Organism: Dioszegia hungarica
Lineage: Eukaryota; Fungi; Basidiomycota; Tremellomycetes; Tremellales; Bulleribasidiaceae
Exons: 2
Coding region: 1-612 (203 amino acids)
Source: RefSeq, a predicted model, not a curated record
AUGACCAUCGAUCUCGCCCCCGCCGUCCCUAUCACGGCGCCCAGCUUCAGCAAGGCCACAGUCGACCACAUUGCCAAGCUCAAGCGCGAGGCCGACUUUUAUCAGAGUGCGUGGGAGGAGGUGUUGCCGUUCAUCAAGGCGAUGGGGAAACAAUUGGUUAAUAGCUGGGGAUUUGAGCGGAUUCCGGACGCUUCAGCAGGAGACACAUACCUACACCUCGUUCUUUCCAGUCACACGACCAACUCCAGCUCUACCUCCAGCUCCAUCCAUCUUGAGCUCCCCGCCUCUAUCCACUCGUUCCUCACGCGCCAGCCCUUUCCCCCUACCCACUCCGACACCGUCAUCCGCGCAGACCAGCCCGUGCACAUCGGCCCCGAGGCGAUCGGCAUCCCGCCCCUCCUCGACAUUGUCAACAUGCUGCAGUGCUUCUUACCUGGCAUCAUUGAUGUUCCGACCGGGACCGGAGCCUGCGGAGUCGGGCAAGAAGACAGAGAGGGAGAGGGGCGGAAUUUGCCCGAGGUGAAGUGGCUGCUCGAGAAGGAGUUGAUCCUGAGGGAGGCGUUUGGGUGCACGUAUUUCCGGUACAUGAUCGAUGCUGCGCGCGAGCAGUAG